AUGGGGCAAAAAGGGAGCAGGCCACAGAUCACUCAAACUGAUAAAGCUAUUCUGGAAUUAAAAAGAUCAAAGGAUAAUAUUCAUAAAUUCACAAAAAGAACAGAGCAACUUAUUAACGAUGAACGACAAACAUUGAAAGUUCUUAUAAAGGAGAAUCCUGUUGAUUACAAACAAAAUACAAAAAUACGUUUUCUAUUAAAAAGAAUCCAUUAUCAGGAAGAUUUAGUGCAGAAAGCUUCUGAUCAAUUAACAAAUUUGGAAAAUAUGGUAUCAAAUAUAGAAUUCAAAAUAAUAGAGAAACGGUUUGUAGAUGGAUUAAAAUCCGGUAACGAAAUAUUAAAAAAAAUGAAUAGAGAAUUUGGCGAUGUCAAUAACCUCAUGGAUGAUGUACAAAACCAAAUAGACUACCAAAAUGAGAUUGAUAACGUUUUAUCUACUUCUAUUGUAGGUAUAAACAACUAUGAGGAUGAAGUGGAUAAGGAAUUGGAGCAUUUAGAGCAAGAAGUUAACCCAUCUGCAAAAGAAGUAGAGAGACUCCCUUCUAUUGUAAACGUUGCAAACUUAAAGGAGAAUAACAAUAUUGAGGAGAAAUUAAAUGAAAUGCCAGACUCGAAAAGAGAAAAAAUUGCAAUUCUUGACAGUUAA
Tetrapisispora phaffii CBS 4417 is the source of this 645-nucleotide messenger RNA. It is a transcript of the gene VPS20, whose product is annotated as ESCRT-III subunit protein VPS20. The transcript has a single exon. Gene Ontology annotation, cellular component: ESCRT III complex; multivesicular body. Gene Ontology annotation, biological process: late endosome to vacuole transport via multivesicular body sorting pathway; vesicle budding from membrane. The record is from RefSeq and is a predicted model, not a curated record. The coding region runs from base 1 to 645 and encodes 214 amino acids. Lineage: Eukaryota; Fungi; Ascomycota; Saccharomycetes; Saccharomycetales; Saccharomycetaceae.